Closterium sp. Yama58-4 is the source of this 594-nucleotide messenger RNA. Lineage: Eukaryota; Viridiplantae; Streptophyta; Zygnematophyceae; Desmidiales; Closteriaceae. The record is from the annotation of a GenBank genome assembly.
AUGGAUAUGGAGAGGGAGGCAAAUGCAUUAGCUGGAGCGAUGAAAGGGCUGUUCGGAUUGGUGAGAGGGGAGCUGGCAGCAUUGAAGGGGGAGCUGGCAGCCGUGAAGGGAGAGUUGGAGGCAGUUAGGGAGGAGGUGGCCCGUCAGAAAGAACGUGUGUUGAUUCUGGAGGAGAAGAAAGCUGAUGUGGAGAACGAGGUGAAUGAGUUAAGGCACGCACUGGGUGUUGUGGAAGAGAGGAGUGUGGCGUCUGCUGCGGUGGUGGAGGAGGGGGAGAGAGAGUUGAUAGCGGUGAGGGGAGAGCUGACUGCAACGAAGAGGGAACUGACUGAACACAAGAGUGCUGUGGCAGAGCAAUGGAAGAAGAGAAGAGGAGAACUGGAUGUGAGAGAGCAGCGUAAGGAGGCUGGAAUGGGAGAGGCGGUUCUGGCUGAUGCCACAGCGCCAGCGAAUGUUGACACCCCCAACCCCAACCCUCAAACCCCCCUGAGCAAGGAGGACGAGGCUUUCAAGAAGCACAUGUUCCGGCCGUGGGUCAAGGCGUCCACUGCCCGUGGCGUGUGGAGCAUGUGGAAUUCACCUUUUGAGCAGUAG